Messenger RNA from Carica papaya (papaya), 1028 nucleotides. RefSeq names its product glycine-rich RNA-binding protein 2, mitochondrial-like. NCBI's taxonomy places the organism in Eukaryota, Viridiplantae, Streptophyta, Magnoliopsida, Brassicales, Caricaceae. The record is from RefSeq and is a predicted model, not a curated record. Gene Ontology annotation, molecular function: RNA binding.
AUAUUUUCCUCCGCACUCAUCAAAGCGAACUUUAAACCCUAGCAGCCUCCGUGCUCUCUCUUCUUCGUUGGUCGUCUAGUUCACUCGCUAAACCCUAAUACACACUUCUUAACACAGAGGAAUCAGAUGGCCUUCUGCAACAAACUUGGAAAUCUUGUGAAGCAGAGCAUUUCCCAGAAUGGGCAAGUUCCAGUGGCAUCAUUACUUAACUCCAUUCGUUGUUUUUCAUCCUCAAAACUUUUUAUUGGAGGUCUUUCAUAUGGAACUGACGACCACUCUCUAAAGGAUGCAUUUUCUGGUUUUGGUGAUGUGACUGAAGCAAAGGUUAUUCUUGAUAGAGACACUGGAAGGUCCAGGGGUUUCGGAUUUGUCACCUUUGAUAGUCAGGAUUCUGCAAGCUCAGCCCUGUCAGCCAUGGAUGGCCAGGAGCUAAAUGGGCGGAAUAUACGCGUGAGUUAUGCUACUGAAAGAACUAGUCGUAGUGGGCCUCGAACUUUCAGUGAUGAUCGUAAUGGAGACAGAGGCUUUGGUUAUUAAGAAGUAAACAGCGGGUUGUGUGGCCAAGCUGUAUGAUAAUGGCUGUUGACUGUAAAUGGGUUAUUCAUUCCUUAAAAGUCAUGUCAUAUUGAGGUGCAUGCAGGCUAUUUCUGCUCCUGUACGACUUAUAUGAGGGGUAGAUUCUGUCCAGAAAACACACUUUUAUUCUGGUGGCCUUUCUUUUUUUUUUGGUUUGUGUUGGGUAAACUUAUAAUUGUUUUGGCAAACUAGGUUUGUUAUCUAGGUCAUCUAUUUUUAUUUUCGUAUGCUUUCUGUCUUAUGUGAGAGUCAGUUCUCUUCAUUCCCCCAUUAUUUCUUUAGUAAUCAGGCAGUUCCGAAAGGAAAACUGCAUUUGGGUUACGGAACUUGAUAGCAACUGGAACCUUGACGUUCCCAAAUUGGAAUCCUUUUUGGUAUUUUUGGUUCUUGAUUCCGAAAAUCCAGGUGCUGCUUGAUAUGAGGUGUAGUUGCUUAAGCAUUUUGGUUUUGAA